AUGGCGAGUUCAAGUGCGCCGCUGCAGGAAUGGCUUGUCAUUGUGCCGGAUCAUGAGGGUGCACUGCAGAAGCGUAUUGCGGUCCGACAGGAACAUUUGGGAGGACUGAAGAAGGACGAUGAUAGUUUUUGGCUUUGGGGCGGUGCUAUGCUCGAAGAGCCGAUCAAGGAGGGCGACGCCGGGCCACCGAAGAUGAAGGGCAGUGCUAUGCUAAUUGGUGCCAAGACUAGGGAGGAGGUCGAGGAGAGGCUGAGGAAGGAUGUUUAUGUUGAGGGGGGCGUGUGGGAUUUGAGUAAGGUGCAGAUCAUUCCGUUUAAGAGUGCGUUGAGGAAGGCUUUGUAG
This is a messenger RNA of Macroventuria anomochaeta, 342 nucleotides long. RefSeq lists its product as uncharacterized. NCBI's taxonomy places the organism in Eukaryota, Fungi, Ascomycota, Dothideomycetes, Pleosporales, Didymellaceae. Bases 1 to 342 code for a protein of 113 amino acids. The record is from RefSeq and is a predicted model, not a curated record. The transcript is spliced from 2 exons.